Messenger RNA from Daldinia caldariorum, 3484 nucleotides. RefSeq lists its product as uncharacterized. The transcript has 2 exons. The record is from RefSeq and is a predicted model, not a curated record. NCBI's taxonomy places the organism in Eukaryota, Fungi, Ascomycota, Sordariomycetes, Xylariales, Hypoxylaceae. Bases 638 to 3088 code for a protein of 816 amino acids. Gene Ontology annotation, biological process: carbohydrate metabolic process.
AAUAAUACAAUCUUUCCCACCUGCUACCUCCUCUACUGCUACCCUGUGCUACCGUAGCUUUCUUUACAUGUCAUUUAUUUAUUUUUCCACUAUAAUACAUACAUAAUACACAGUAAACCGUACAGCCUUCCGAAUUCUUCCAUCUUGGAGAUCCAAGCUUUCUUGUAUUUCUUGCGAGUCAUACGCGAAUCUACUUUCCGGUUGGAUUCCGACUUGCGACUUUGCGCCUUGUGAGAGAGCCGCUAUAACUGCCACUAGAACUGCCACUAGAACUGCCACUAAGCUCGUCGACCCCUCAAAGAAAUCCCGAGAUUGCAAGCAACUUAUAGGUAAUGUGAGCUCGCGAGAGCUAGUGAACUGGGGCAUGGUCUGCAAGGCAGAAAGGCGGAAAUAUCUACCUUCCCCUUCACGAAUACCUACCUAACUUAACCUACAUACCUGCUACCUCAUCAUAGGAAGAAUAUUACCUAUUACCCAAGGUAGUAGUCCCCCCCCCCCCCGGUGGUCAGCUUUAUUGCUAGCAACCUCUCACAAAUCUUAUUCUUUCUUUACUUUACUCUCUACUUUACUUCUCCCACUAAAGAUCCAAUCUACGAAACUCUUCUGCUGUGAUUUCCGUCAGCCAACUUAGGUCAAAAUGAUGUCAGCACAGCUCCAACAGCCUGAGAAGGCUGGAGCCAAGUUGCCAGCUCCCGAGAACAACUCGAGUAACACGGCUACCGCGCCUGAGGCGACACAACCGAAACCUGCCGGGCUCAACCCUCUCAAAAACCGUGUACGGGAUAGCAAGAGCCCUUAUGUACGAGCGCAUUCCGAUAGUCUGGUCGCCUGGCAACUUUUGGAUGACGAUGCGAUUAGCCGGGCUAAGAAGGAGAACAAAUUGAUAUUCCUCAGUAUCGGCUUCCUCGCGUCCCAUUACUGCCACCUUACGAGGCAAGAGUCAUUUUCCAACCCCAAAGUCGCAUCUAUACUUAACGAGAAUUUCGUGCCUGUCGUAAUCGAUCGCGAGGAACGACCCGAUAUUGAUAAUAUAUAUAUGAGUUAUAAUCAAUCCCUCAGCGGAAGCGGAGGUUGGCCGCUGAACGUCUUCCUCACUCCGGAGCUAGAACCUGUCUUCAGCGGAACGUAUUGGGCAGCACCGGGUGUUCAGGAUGAUGGGGAGGCAGAAAAUGACGGGGUUGAGAAACCUCUCGACUGGCUUAUCGUUAUCAAAAAGGUCCUUGCUUCGUGGUUGGACGAGGAGUCUCGUGUUCGCGAAGAGGCGAAAAAGAUGGUGGUCGAGUUAAGUCAUCUUUCGGCGGAGGGUACCCUGAAUCACGCAGGAAGUGAUUUCUUGCAGUCUACCUCUUCUACUCAAGUAGAAUCAGCUACUUCAAGUUCUGAUCAACCCUUUGAAGUUUAUGGUGAGGUCGACUUGGACCAGAUCGAAGAGGCGUAUGAACGGAUUACAAGAACUUUUGACCCGAUGUUCGGUGGCUUUGGUCGCGAAAAUAAGUUCUUAACUCCAGCAAAACUCUCCCUGCUUCUAAGAGCUACCCGGUUCCCGAAAGUAGUUCAGGAUGUAGUCGGUCCGAACGACUGUAAAUACAUUAGUGGCAUGGGCUUGCAUACUCUUCGACGGAUCGCCAACGGCGCGGUGCAUGAUCAUAUAGGGGGCGGUUUCCACCGUUACUCUGUUACUAGGGACUGGUCAUUGCCGGCCUUUGAAAAGAUGCUGAUAGACAAUGCCCUACUUCUAGGUCUUUUCUUAGACGCUUGGCUUCUAUCUGGUGGAAGCAUUAAGGACGGCGAAUUUGCUGACGUGGUAACUGAAGUCGCUGAUUACAUCACUAGUGAUAGAAUGCUGUCACCAAAGGGUGGAUUUUUUACCAGCGAGGCAGCAGACUCUUAUAAUCGAAAAGGGGAUAAAGUCAUGCAGAACGGAGCCUAUUACUUAUGGACAAGAAAGGAAUUCGAUGCCAUUGUCGGCGACGAGCAGGAUAGCGCAAUUGCGGCCGCGUACUGGAACGUCCAGGAGCAUGGCAACGUCGACCGCGAAUACGACCCUCACGAUGAGUUCCUCAACCAAAAUGUCCUCUCCAUUGUUAAGAACUCUACGAGGCUAAGUAAACAGCUCGGGAUCUCAGAAAAUGAGGUAGAAAAACGAAUCAAGACUGCUAAGGCGAAACUGCGCUCCCAUCGACAAAAAGAACGAGUUCAUCCAGUAAUCGACACAAAAAUUGUUACCGCGUACAAUGGCAUGGCUAUUGCUGCCCUAGCACGGACUGCCUCGGCUUUAAUCAGUACCGGAGGAUAUGCAUCUCUGCAAGGACAAAAGUACCUGGAGGUAGCCAAGAAUGCAGCUCGAUUCAUUAAGAACGAGCUUUGGAAUAGCAACAAGAUCCUCUACAGAGUAUAUUCUGACGGUCAAGCGUACAUCGAGGCAUUUGCAGAGGAUUAUGCUAUGUUGAUCGAGGGACUUAUCGAACUCUACGAAGCUACUGCCGAAGAGACGUGGCUUGAAUGGGCUGACGAAUUGCAGCAGCUUCAGAUCCAGCAUUUCUACGAUAAUCCUACACCAACACCUACGAUGGCAAACGCUAGAUGCGGGGCCUUCUACUCCACGGCUUUGGGUGCGCCGUACACCCUACUUCGCAUAAAGGACGCCAUGGAUACCUCGCAGCCGUCUGUCAAUGCAGUAUCCGUAUCGAAUUUGUUCAGGUUGGGCGGACUCCUGGGCGACGAGAAGUAUACCUAUUUAGCAAAGGAAAGCGUCAAUGCCUUCGGCGUUGAGAUGUUGGAGCACCCAAACCUAUUCCCCGGCUUGCUAUGUGGAAUCAUCCCCUGGAAACUAGGUGGCCAGCACUGGCUUGCAGUUGGAGCGAAACCCGCGCCCGAGCAACUCAAGGCAUAUUACAGGGCACCACGCGCUGCCCUAUUCACGCUUCGCUAUCACGCGCCCGAGAAACGCGAUGCCUGGAUUAACAAACGAGACCCACGAGUCUCGACCUUUCCCCGAGAACAAGGCGUCUACAAUAGGUCUCCAAAUGGCACGUAUCGCAAAUUAAGUCCUAACGACUUACUCGCGGCCGACCUGAUUCAAGAGUAAGCUCAUCACGGCUGGGGAUGGGGUUUCCCAAGGAAAAUAAUGGAAUACGGCAACAAAUGGAAAAACGGAUGUAGAAAGACAUAACAGGUACCUAACAUGAAAUGACGACUUCUCCUAUUUCGUCUUGGUGAGGGAGGGGAAAGGGCAGCACGGAUCGAGGUAGAUAGAUACCAGGGGUGGUGGUGGCGUCUACGGCACAAGGUUUACGGAAAGGGGGUUUGGCCCAGUUCAUUCACGUGUAAAGUUUUUUUUACACUACAUGAUUUUGUGUCUGCAUUGCUUGGCGAUUAAUAGGUGGUUUAUUGCAUAGGAGGUGUGUAUAUGAAGUUUUAAUGGGGUGACGAAAAGCCCCCCGGACCUUACCAACGAGGUGAAUGCCAGUUUAAAUACUUGUUA